This is a messenger RNA of Penicillium cataractarum, 605 nucleotides long. RefSeq names its product 40S ribosomal protein uS12 (gene rps23). Gene Ontology annotation, biological process: translation. Gene Ontology annotation, cellular component: ribosome; cytosolic small ribosomal subunit. Gene Ontology annotation, molecular function: structural constituent of ribosome. The record is from RefSeq and is a predicted model, not a curated record. Lineage: Eukaryota; Fungi; Ascomycota; Eurotiomycetes; Eurotiales; Aspergillaceae. The transcript is spliced from 3 exons. Bases 112 to 549 code for a protein of 145 amino acids.
CAAGCGAGUGCGCCGGCGUUCAAGGGUAAUCCGAAACCUUCGACUUUUCGACACCCCACGACCCUCACCCUUUCGACAAAACCCAUUCUCAGUCGACAAGAAUAAUCCAAGAUGGGUAAAGGAAAGCCCCGUGGUCUCAACGCCGCCCGCAAGCUCGAGGCGCACCGCAAGGAGCAGCGCUGGGCCGAUCUCCACUUCAAGAAGCGCCUGCUCGGCACUGCCUUCAAGUCCUCUCCCUUCGGUGGUGCUUCCCACGCCAAGGGUAUCGUCCUCGAGAAGGUCGGUGUUGAGGCCAAGCAGCCCAACUCCGCUAUUCGCAAGUGUGUCAAGGUCCAGCUCAUCAAGAACGGCAAGAAGGUCGCUGCUUUCGUCCCCAAUGACGGUUGCUUGAACUUCAUCGACGAGAACGACGAGGUUCUCCUGGCCGGUUUCGGUCGUAAGGGCAAGGCCAAGGGUGAUAUUCCCGGUGUCCGUUUCAAGGUCGUCAAGGUCUCCGGUGUCGGUCUCGCCGCUCUGUGGAAGGAGAAGAAGGAGAAGCCCCGCUCUUAAACGGAGAGCUCCAUCAAAAUCAAAAUGUGGUGGACGAACGGGGGAGGGGAAUGGAG